This is a messenger RNA of Cannabis sativa, 2515 nucleotides long. RefSeq names its product G-type lectin S-receptor-like serine/threonine-protein kinase LECRK1. NCBI's taxonomy places the organism in Eukaryota, Viridiplantae, Streptophyta, Magnoliopsida, Rosales, Cannabaceae. The transcript has a single exon. Bases 1 to 2340 code for a protein of 779 amino acids. The record is from RefSeq and is a predicted model, not a curated record. Gene Ontology annotation, biological process: recognition of pollen; protein phosphorylation. Gene Ontology annotation, molecular function: ATP binding; protein serine/threonine kinase activity.
AUGGAAGCUUUUAUAGUUUUGUUCUUUCUUCUCAUGACUAACAUUUCUAUGAUAACUUGUCAAAAAAAUGAUACCAAAAUCAGCUUAGGCUCUUCUCUCAAUCCCAAUAUGACUAACUCAUAUUGGUUAUCAAGUUCUGGUCAGUUUGCAUUUGGUUUCUACAAAACACAAAACAAUGGCUAUGAAGUUGGAAUUUGGUUUGAGAAAAUAAACCAGAAAACGGUUACAUGGACAGCUAACCGGGAUGGACCUCCAAUUUCCAAUGAUGUUUUACUUAUUUUAAGGAGUGAAGGAAGACUUGUUUUGCAAGAUGAACAAGGCCUGCAAAAGGCGCUCAUUGCAAAUUCAUCUCAGCCAGCUGCAUCAGCAUCCAUGCUCGAUUCGGGCAAUUUUGUCCUCUACAACUCAAAUUCAACCAUCAUUUGGCAGAGUUUUGAUCAUCCUACAGAUACCCUUUUGCCAGGACAGAGCUUAGUUGCUGGAAACCAGCUUGUUUCAGCCGUGUCAAAGACGAAUCACUCCACAGGAAGAUUUCGGCUUCAGUUGGAGACAAGUGGAAAUCUCGGGCAGUACUUGGCAACUUUUCAAGGUGGAUUCUUGCCUGAGCAAGAGUACUGGACUUCAGAUACUGAAGGAGACAACUUAAGUCUGAAUCUUGAUUCUAAUGGUCAAUUAUACCUUGUCAACUCUACUGGUUUCAACAUUAAAAAUGUUAUUGAAGGUAGAAGCUUAGUUAUGUGUCGUUUGACAAUAGAUGUAGAUGGAAUAUUUAGAUUGUACUCUCAUAAUUUGGUUCAGAACAGCAGCUGGUUUGUUGAGUGGUCUUCAACUACCAAUCUUUGUGCUCCAAUUGGAUUAUGUGGCAUCAAUUCAUAUUGUCAGCUUAUAAAUCAAGAACCUGUUUGUCUUUGUCUUCCUGGUUUAGAUUACAUUGAUAAAAACCAGAAGACUUUAGGCUGCAACAGAAAUUCAACCAUAGAAGGCUGUGACAAGGCGGUUUCUAUAGCUGAAUUAGACGGUUUGAGAUGGGAACCGGACACUUACGAAUUCCUCUCACUGGUUGACAAGGAUACUUGUAAACAAAGCUGUUUGAAUGAGUGUAAUUGCCAAGCUGCUUUCUCUAACAGAAAUGGUUGCUACAAACAAAAGUUUCCCUUGAGAUUUGCCAAAGCUGGGCGAAUAGGUUUCGAUACAACCAUAAUCAAGGUCCAUAAUGGAAGCAACAGCUUCAUCAAUACAGAUGCUGGCACAAGUAAACAUGUCAAGAAAGAGCAUAGAAUUGAUACAUUGAUCAUUGGACUUACUUGUACAAGUUUUUCCCUUAUCAUCAUAUUGUUUUCUCUAUUCUUUCUUUGCAGAAACUAUUUCAGGCCUAGUGAAAACGAGCUUGAUUCAAAGAAUGAUAAAGAAGUACUCUCACUGAAGUCAUUUACCUACCACCAACUCGAACUUGCAACCAAUGGAUUCAAUGAGCAAUUGGGCAGAGGUGCUUUUGGGACAGUCUUCAAAGGAAUAUUGCCAUAUGGAGACAGAGCCAUUGCUGUGAAAAGACUAGAGAAAGUUGCAGCCGAAGGAGAAGUUGAGUUUCGCAAUGAAAUGAGGUCCAUAGGAAGAACUCACCAUCGAAACUUGCUUCGUUUGCUUGGCUUCUGCCAUGAAGGCUCCAACAGGCUGCUAGUUUAUGACUUCAUGAGUAAUGGUUCUCUUGCAAAUUUUCUCUACAAAUCUGAGGUGAAGCCAAGCUGGAAUGAAAGAGUUUGUAUAGCUCAAGGAAUAGCCAGAGGACUCUUGUAUCUUCAUGAAGAAUGUGAGAAUCAAAUCAUUCAUUGUGACAUAAAUCCCAACAACAUAUUAAUAGACGAAAACCAUUGUGCUAAGAUCGCGGAUUUUGGAUUGGCUAAGCUGCUGAUGCCUGAUCAAACAAGGACAAUGACUGGUAUUAGAGGGACAAGAGGAUUUGUUGCACCAGAGUGGCAUAAGAACAUGGCUAUAACAGCUAAAGCCGAUGUUUACAGCUUUGGAAUUGUUCUGUUGGUGAUCACAUGUUGUCGUCCACAUGUUGAUGUGAAUGUUCCUGAGAAAGAAGCCAUCUUGGUGGACUGGGUUUGUGAGUGUUUCAAGGCUAAUAAAGUAAGGAAUCUAGUGCAAGAUGAAGAAGUGAACAUGUUGGAGUUUGAAAAAAUUGUGAAAAUUGGAGUGUGGUGUAUACAAGAAGAGCCUUCAAUUCGUCCUGGAAUGAAGAAAGUUGUGUCCAUGUUUGAAGGGUCUGUCGAUAUUCCUGUCCCACCCAGUUUAUCUUCUUAUGGAAGUGAUUCAAAUUCACAACUCUUACAUGGCUAAUUCACUUUUGAGUUUGAUUUUAAUUUUUUACUUGUGUCAUAUUAAUAAUUGUUUUAACAAUUAAACUUCUUUUUCUCCAACAACCAUCCAACCAUUUUGGUCAUGUCAUGUGUAUACACCUCUAUGCUAAUUUUUUGCAUAAUUUAAAUUACUAAUAAAUGUUAUAUUGACUCUC